This is a messenger RNA of Poeciliopsis prolifica (blackstripe livebearer), 872 nucleotides long. RefSeq names its product gastrula zinc finger protein XlCGF8.2DB-like. Bases 93 to 839 code for a protein of 248 amino acids. NCBI's taxonomy places the organism in Eukaryota, Metazoa, Chordata, Actinopteri, Cyprinodontiformes, Poeciliidae. The record is from RefSeq and is a predicted model, not a curated record. The transcript has a single exon. Gene Ontology annotation, cellular component: nucleus.
CUGACAAUGAAAAUGCUCAUCGAGGGCAAAAAUUAUACUCUUGUAAAAUUUGUGAUAAAAACUUAUCUUAUAACUGUAACUUUUUGAGACACAUGAAAACUCACACAGGAAUAAAACGUUUCACUUGUUCAGCCUGUGGGAAAAGUUGCAGUUACAGAAGGACUUUAACUAAGCACAUGAGAAUUCACACAGGUGAGAAGCCUUUCUCUUGUGGCAUUUGUGGAAAAAGUUUCAGCCGAAAAGACACUUUAAAUGGUCAUAAGACAAUUCACACAGGAGAGAAGCCUUUCUCUUGUGGGACUUGUGGUAAAAGUUUCACCCUUAAAACAACUUUAAAUCAGCAUUUGAGAAUUCACACAGGUGAGAAGCCUUUCUCAUGUGGGACCUGUGGAAAGAGUUUCUCUCAAAAAGUUCAAUUAAAUGUUCACAUGAGAAUUCACACAGGUGAGAAGCCUUUCUCUUGUGGGAGCUGUGGAAAGAGUUACAGUGACAGAAGGACUUUAACUGAGCACAUUGGAAUUCACACAGGAGAGAAGCCUUUCUCUUGUGGGACUUGUGGUAAAAGUUUCACCCUUAAAAGAACUUUAAAUGAUCAUUUGAGAAUUCACACAAGUGAGAAGCCUUUUUCUUGUGGGACCUGUGGAAGGAGUUUCUCUGAAAAAGGUAAUUUAAAUGUUCAUGUGAGAAUUCACACAGGUGAGAAGCCUUUCUCUUGUGGCAUUUGUGGAAAAAGUUUCAGCCGAAAAGACACUUUAAAUGUUCAUAAGAGAAUUCACACAGAAGAGAAGCCUUUUUCUUGUGGGAGCUGUGGAAAGAGUUUUCUCAAAAAGUUAAAUUAAAUGUUCACAUGAGAAUUCACACAGGUGAGAAGC